Molecule: messenger RNA, 1560 nt
Organism: Oryza sativa Japonica Group (Japanese rice)
Lineage: Eukaryota; Viridiplantae; Streptophyta; Magnoliopsida; Poales; Poaceae
Source: RefSeq, a predicted model, not a curated record
AGAGAGGGAAGUGAGAGAGAGAUGGAGGGAGUCAUCUUCUUCCUCCUGCGGUGGCGGUGCUGCAGCUGAGCCUGCUGCACUCCUCACCGGCUGCUGAUUGUGACUGUGAGUCAUGUUGGCCUCCACUUGCUUCUCCGCCCCGCCGCCCUCCUCCUCCUCCCCGUCAAUCCCGACCCACCUCGCCACUCUCUGCUGCUGCUUCAGGCCUCCCGCUCGCCCACCUUGGCCUCGCUCUCUUCUUCUUCUUGGUGCCUUCCCACCGCCGACCCGCCCCCUCCCCCGCGCCUCCGUCUCGUCAUCGACCGCCCCAGCGAAAGACUACGAGUUUACUGAUGGUGGCGGAGAGGUGGAGCUGAGGCUGGACAUAGGAAAGCUCGGCAUUGAGAAUUCAAGAGAUGUAUUUGUUGACGUCGAUGAUACGUCUCUGUUGGUCAGAGCCAAGUCGGAUGGGACACUGCGGACUUUGAUCAAUGUUAAACAACUCUUUGAUAGGAUUAAGUCUUCUGAGACUAUAUGGUUCAUUGAUGAGGAUCAAUUGGUAGUGAAUCUAAAGAAAGUUGAGCAAGAGCUGAAAUGGCCCGACAUUGAUGAAUCUUGGGAAUCCCUUACUUCUGGAAUCACUCAGCUUUUGACAGGGAUUAGUGUUCAUAUUGUUGGUGAUUCCACAGAUAUAAACGAGGCAGUUGCUAAAGAAAUAGCUGAGGGAAUUGGUUACCUUCCAGUCUGCACAAGUGAGCUGCUAGAAAGUGCCACCGAAAAGUCUAUUGACAAAUGGUUGGCUUCGGAAGGAGUGGAUUCGGUAGCAGAAGCUGAAUGUGUUGUGCUGGAAAGCCUUAGCAGCCAUGUUCGUACAGUCGUAGCAACUCUGGGGGGAAAGCAAGGAGCAGCUAGCAGAUUUGAUAAAUGGCAGUAUCUUCAUGCUGGAUUUACGGUUUGGUUGUCGGUCUCCGAUGCCAGCGAUGAAGCUUCUGCCAAAGAAGAGGCCCGUAGAAGUGUGAGCUCGGGAAAUGUUGCGUACGCGAAAGCUGAUGUAGUAGUGAAGCUUGGUGGAUGGGAUCCGGAGUACACACGAGCUGUUGCCCAGGGUUGCCUUGUGGCCUUGAAGCAGCUAACAUUGGCAGACAAGAAGCUAGCAGGUAAGAAGAGCCUAUACAUGAGGCUGGGAUGCCGAGGGGAUUGGCCCAACAUCGAGCCUCCCGGCUGGGAUCCUGACUCCGACGCACCACCCACCAACAUAUGAUUUUCAUACUCAGUACUCACUAGUAGUAGUAUAUAUACAGUACAUGAUUCUCAUUCUAGCCUCUUCGUCGUCGCUUUUCUUCUCUCUGGAGGCGCUUCAGUUCCAUGGAAUCCACAUUCACGGGGCAUUUCCCAGAUUCAGCUUUAGCUGUGUCAUGGCAUCUUUUCUUUGCAGCCAGCUACUACACGAGAUUCUUACUGCUAGUAAAAUACUCUUGUGUUACUACAGUUUGAAACUUUCGUGCCACUAUUUUUUAAGCUGUGCCAAAACUGCCAGAUCUCAUGGCAAAUAUAAACCAUAACAAAACCUUGCUUCAGCUA